AUGGCCCAAACCACUGUCAGACUGUCUUCCGACGUUGUGGUUUUGAAGACAGGUCAUGGCCUGAUGAUGAUGACUUGGAAGCCCACUCCUGUUUCUGAUGGGGAGGCUUUCGAAGCUAUCAAAGCAGGCCUUGAUAGUCUUCCCUCUGGUGUCAAGAUGCUGAUCAACAGUGGCGAAUUUUAUGGCAUCGAUCCACCAACUGCAAACUUGGAGCUGAUCGCAAGAUUUUUUGAAAAAUACCCAACUUACACGGACAAGGUUUUCCUCUCUGUCAAGGGGGCGAGCAAGAUUCCCGAAGUCGGGAUAGAUUGCUCCCCGGAGAACUUGGAACGUAGCGUCAAUCGCAUCCUCGAUAAACUCCGUGGAACCAAGAAGCUCGACUUGUUCGAGUGUGCCCGCGUUGACCCGAAUUAUGCUAUUGAAGACACUAUCAAAGUUCUCUCUAGCUUUAUCACAAAGGGUAAAUUCGACUACAUCGGGUUAUCAGAAUGUCGCGCGGAGACUGUCCAACGGGCUAGCGCCAUCGCUCCUAUAAGUGCUGUUGAGAUAGAAGUCAGCCCUUGGUCUUACACCCAAGAGACUAUCGAUGUCAUCGCUAUGUGUAAAGGACUGUCAAUCUGCAGUCCACUUGGCAGAGGUUUUCUCACGGGCAAGAUCAGGAGGCCUGAUGAUUUCGAAGGUGCGCUCCGUAGCAGACAAGAAGAGCAUAACGACUGCACAAUUAUCCCUUGCGUGGGUCGCAUCUCUCGGGCCUCAUGUUAUCCCUCUUCCCGCAAUAAGAAGCGCACUCUCGAGAACCUAAAAGGAGGCGAUAUCAAACUGUCGGCUGAAGACCUGGAAGAAAACAUGAAGCAUAACUUCGCAAUUGUUGAUGGAUUGAAAGCCAUCGCAGACAAGAAAGGUAUAACGACCGCGCAACUACGCAUUACCUGGGUCUCAUCUCUUGGGCCUCACGUUUUCCCUCUUCCUGGAUCUUCCAAGAAAUGCACUCUCGAAAACCUGAACGGAGGCGACAUCGAGCUGUCGUCUGUUGAACUAAGAGAAAUCAAUCAAGUCCUUGAAACGCAUACGGUCAAGGGAGGACGCUACGUCGAUGAGAUUGGGGACGACAAACUGCUCCUCCGGAGAUAG
Molecule: messenger RNA, 1131 nt
Organism: Heterobasidion irregulare TC 32-1
Lineage: Eukaryota; Fungi; Basidiomycota; Agaricomycetes; Russulales; Bondarzewiaceae
Exons: 13
Coding region: 1-1131 (376 amino acids)
Cellular component (GO): cytoplasm
Source: RefSeq, a predicted model, not a curated record